Molecule: messenger RNA, 4743 nt
Organism: Brienomyrus brachyistius
Lineage: Eukaryota; Metazoa; Chordata; Actinopteri; Osteoglossiformes; Mormyridae
Product: PEX5-related protein-like
Exons: 15
Coding region: 587-2359 (590 amino acids)
Biological process (GO): protein import into peroxisome matrix, docking
Cellular component (GO): peroxisomal membrane; cytosol
Molecular function (GO): protein binding
Source: RefSeq, a predicted model, not a curated record
AGGAGGCGGCUCCAGCCGUGCACACAGCAGCCGGGCUGGGACGGGAAGCCGGAGAGCACCGGGACAGCGCGCUGGGGAGAUGGCAGGCGUGAAACUGUAAGGGGAGCGGAGCCACAGGAGCGGAGCCGCUGCGCAGAGGUCGCAGGUUCAGUCCUUUGCGCCUGUCCUAAGUUGUCCAGUCGCGUCCCCGGAGCAGGAGCGCCUAGCGCCGGAGAGCAGCCCGGUACUUUAUUCCUCUCUCGCCGGUGCCUAAAAGCCGUCUUUCAGCACUUUGGGCAAGGACAGCUCCUCGGCCGCCGCCGCCGACUGGCGCAGCUCCGCUCCGCCGCACCGAAAGGUAGUUUUGACCCAACUAACGAGGGGAUUUCGCGUCCAGUUCGGCAUCACUUCGCACAUAUGAGACCUGGCAGUCGCGGUAUAGAGCAAGUACUCAACUGACCGACAGCGGUGGGGGAAAUAUCUGACUUUUUACUCAAUAUGUACCAGGGGCAUUUACAGGUGUCCACUCCUGCUCUCCCAUUCCGCAGAGGGCCCUCAGAGGCCUGUUCUUAAAAGAUAUCUCACUCAGGAUGGCGUCAGAAAAGCGAUGAUCCGUGCAAUCCGAAAGGGGAAAGACACUAGGGCUGCAGAUAAGACUGUUGCCAUGGUGCUGAAGGAGAUACCAAGUAAGGCGUCUUCAGAAGAAAAACCUCUCCUCACUGUGGCAGACAAGCUGGUGAGCGAGCAACAAGAGAGUCGGCCCCUCCUGAGUCCGUCCAUCGACGACUUCCUCACCGAGACCAAGUGCGAUGCAGCCGCCCGCCCAGUGACCUCCAACACCGCGGUCCUCUCCACAGCCUUGGACCUGCUGGACCUCGGGGAGCCCACCGAGAGUCGAAAGAGCAAGGACAAAAAAAGCCCAUUGUUGUCACGUGGGGAGAGUCGGCGGAGCACCUCCAGCAGGAAGAAACCGGAUGAGACAGAACUGAUCCAGGUGGACAUGGAGCAGACGACUCCCAGCUACUGGAAUCCGGAGCGAAUGUCCUUGGACUCAGACAAAUGGGAUGAUGUGAGCCUGCACCCCGAACGGGACGGGAGCAGCAAGCGGAAGCUGGAGAGGAGGUGUUCCUCACGCCACUCAUCUAGCGAGUUCCUCUGGACCACAGAAUACAAAACGCCUCCUGAGUCCAACACAAAAUACUCUCUGGAUGUCAAUACCAGUGUGGAGCUGGAAGGAGUAUCUCAGCGUCGCUUCAGCAAAGACCAAAGGAGGGGCGGAGCCUUCCUGUCCAGAAACCACUCCCUGGAGGAGGAGUUUGAGAAGGCCAAGGCAGCAGUGGAGUCCGACACAGAAUUCUGGGACAAGAUGCAGGUGGAGUGGGAGGAGCUGGUGCGGAGGAACUGGCUGGAAGAGGCUGAGAACGAAGGCACCAUUCACCCUACCGUCUCGCUACAUGAAAAGGGAUAUUACUUCCAAACGGACAACCCGUACCGGGAGUGGCCCAACCCCUUCGAGGAGGGGCUGAGGAAGGCCAGGGAGGGGGACCUACCAAACGCCGUGCUGCUGUUGGAGGCCGCGAUCCUCCAAGACCCGCAGGACUCAGAGGCUUGGCAGGUGCUGGGGACCACACAAGCGGAGAAUGAGAACGAGCAAGCAGCUAUAGUCUCCCUCCAGAGGUGUCUAGAGCUGCACCCUAACAACCUGCAAGCACUCAUGGCUCUGGCCGUCAGCCUGACCAACACGGGCAUGCGGCACGAGGCCUGCGAAGCCCUACAUAGCUGGAUCUUGCACAACCCCCGCUACAAGAACCUGGCCAGGAGGUCCCCGAAACCUCCCCGAUCGCCCCGUGCCUCCAGCGUGACCAGCCCUCAGCUGGCCGACGUGAAGGAGCUCUUUCUUGAGGCCGUUCAGCACAACCCGGAUAUCAUCGAUCCGGACCUGCAGACGGGCCUGGGGGUGCUCUUCAACCUCAGCUCUGAAUUCAACAAGGCAGUGGACGCCUUCAACGCCGCGCUGUCUGUGCGACCCGAGGACUACCUGCUGUGGAAUCGGCUCGGGGCCACUCUGGCUAACGGGGACCGCAGCGAGGAAGCGGUGGAGGCUUACACCAGGGCGCUGGAGCUACAGCCAGGCUUCAUCAGGUCCCGCUACAAUUUGGGCAUCAGCUGCAUCAAUCUGGGUGCACACAGGGAGGCAGUGAGUAACUUCCUAACAGCCUUGAAUCAACAGAGGAAGAACAGGAGCCAUCAUGUUAUGUCUAGCAACAUCUGGGCAGCCCUCAGAAUAGCUCUGUCCAUGAUGGACCAGCCAGAGCUGUUCCAAGCAGCCAGCGUAGGAGACCUGGACUUACUUAUGAGGGCCUUCAACAUGGACAUGUGACCUCAGACCCUUUAAAUCCAAAAACGGCAGAGAAUCCAAAGUCUUAUCUUCAUCUUGUUUUCACCACACCCUUUGCCCCAUUUUUCUCCCCCCGUUUUAAAUGCACGCUAUGAAAAAAGCCAUUCGAUACUGCACUUUUGGAACUCCUGUCAGUGCUUGAAGAUCGACAGUUGCAAUGGAUUUGCACUCAGUUUCCCAGAAGGAGAUUGUGCUAGUAUGCCUUAGAAGAACUUGUUCAGCUGAGCUCGAAAUGCAUAGAGUAGUUUGUGCACCAGAGGAUGCCGAUGGUUCUGUCCAGCUGCAAUGCAAAAGGCUUCACACGGUUAAGGGUACGGAUCAGCAGUCAGAACAGAGUGUACGUAAGAGCAAUCGAACCACAGCCCUUUGCGUUAAUGGCCAUUCCCAUUAUACAUGAAAUUACCCUCCGAAGACCAAAAUGUUCUUAACGCGAUUCCAAGACUCAGGACUUGUGAGGUUCUCGGGGUACGAACCCCAGUUGGAUAUAAAGCAUUUGUCUGAACGCUCAUUAAGAGACUGCAGUUGCUUGGAGGAAUUUUCAUGCUGAAACGCUUAUACUUGUCUUGAGACAAACCUCAUUUCUACCUCAUUUUUCUAAUUGGUUCUAAAAAAUCCAUCGAUAAAGCAAUCUUGCCCCUACAAGGCCCACUGAGUUAGCUGGUUGUUCAAUUAAAGUCUGAAUGAAGCAUAGUAUCGCUUUACUAACUAAUCCAGGUGAUAUAACUUUAUCUCCAAAUGAUUAUUCAAACUAUUAAUGGAUGGUAGAUGUUAGGUAAAUAUUUAAAUUAAACAAUCUUCAUUGCGUUGUAGACCCAGAGUUUUGUAUAUGCUAACUGUUUUUUUAAAAAAGAGCUUUAAAACUCUUUUUUUCCAAAAUAUUAUCUGAUGAAGUCAGCCCCCAGUAUCCAAAACUGGUCAGAUGCAUAAGUAAUUUCACAUAGUUUUAAGUUUAAAGGCCUGAACAAUGAUUAAAGUAACGUGACUCAUUCACCCGAGUUAUUGGACUGAGCUGAAUAUUUAAGGUAAUACUGGGUGUAUGGACCAAUUAAUUGCCAAAUUAAUCACGACUGUCCUCUGUUAGUACAGAACUUGCUGGGACUAGCCCUGCCAUCCUCAGGUGAGGAGAUACUCAAACGUCGAUAAGAAUUCACUACGAUCCCCACAUUUAGAACAACUCGGAGAACAAUGCCACCUACAAACACUGCACACGGCUGAAACAAUACAAUGGAAUUGCAGGUCGCAUUUAUCAAUUUAAUGCAAAACAUCCAGAGAGCAUCCGGAAAACAAAUUACAUUUCUUAUCCAUUUGGGACGCAUAUCAAUUUGUUGGCAUCGCUGGAGUAAAUUUACUUCCUUGUCUGUGGGGAAGAAAAGCCCGGCCCUCGCUAUUAAGAUACGUCUUGUACUCGAAUGUACAAUCCGUGUCGAGGUGUUAACUUUUCCAUACAGUUACCAAGGUAUUCCUUUGGAAAUCAGAACUGGCGUCAUGGCAACAGCUCAGGUCCACUAGGUCAGUGGCCUGUGUUUUCAAGAAGAAUAAUAUAACUCCCUUAGUUUUCAAAUGAAUUUUCAGAACUAAAUAUAUAUAAAAUAUAUAUAUUCUAUUAUAUACCAGAAUGCAUAGCCGUGAGUUUAUUUAGGAUGUAAAAUAACACUUUUUUAGAAAAUAAAAAACUUUUCUCAGGUGAAUCAGUUUAAGGCAUGCUCCAGAAAUAAUUUAAAUAUAAAUAUACAAAGGUUGCAUGCAAGAGCUAGUCAAUUCCUUUAUUUUUGAAUGCUGAUUUCCUUUUUUAUGCAUGAAACUCACAAGCCAAUUUGUUAUUGUUCCUUAUUUAUACGUACUGUACAUAAAAUGCAUACUCAAGUUAAUGGAAUAUAUUUCUCUUUACAAUGCACUUUUUAAUCUUUAUUUAUAUACACAUAUAUAAAGUAAAUAAACAAAAGACACUUUUAUGACUGGAAUAGUGUAGAUAAUAUAUAUUAAUACUAUAAUAGAGUAAUAGUGCAUACUGUCCAUUGUUUAGUCUCAUUUUACCUUACCUGGGCAGUACCCUGUAAAUACAAUGUAACUAAAUGUAAUUGCUGUAGAUAUUCAAAUAUGUUGCCUACGUGUAAUUAUUGCGUAAACAGCACGUUAGGGUUUGGUUUUGUGUUUUCAGCCGGAAAGUUAUUGAGCUGACGCGCAUUAAAUUAACCUGACAGGAGGCCACAUGUAAGCAAAAUUAUGAGUGAUCUUUUGCUCCACGAUGGUGUUUGUGACCAACACUGCGCGGUAAUAGAGUACAAUUUAGCAGAAGUCCACGUAAAUCGGCGAUGAGACAAUACAUGUUAACGUGUUUUAAAAUAAAGCCUUCUUAUAUACUGCCA